AUGGCGUCCAGAAUAGGACCCCGGAGCGUCAAGGACGCUACCAGGUUCACUUCCACCAUACCCCACGCUACGUCAAAGUCUGCCACCUCUGCGGCCCCGAAGGCUUCCAGGAUCCCCGGCGAGACGCCCGAGCAACGAGUAAGGCGGUUGAGGCAGGCGCAUCUGGCGGCGCAAAAGGCACAGGUCAGCAAGGCGGACAGAGUCAUUGAUGCGUCAAGGCGGUUCUUCGAUGUGGCGCACAGGUGGACGGUGGGGGGGCUUGUCAUGUUUACAGUCGUCGCUGGUGUUGUAAGCGUAUACUCAGUCUGGGACAUGCUGCGCUACAACCGCGCCCGCCGCGCCGAAUGGAUAGAAGCCCAACGCAAAUUCGAGGCCGACGAGCUCUCCACCGCCCGUCUGGCGUACCUCAAGGGCGACGCCACCGAGGAGCAAAUCGCCCUCGUCGAGGAGGCCAACCGAGAGGCCGAGGAAAAGGGCAUCCGCCUGCCCCCCCUGCUAUCCCCGCCCGAGCACCGCACACACUUUGAGGAGCACGUCAAGACGGCUUUUGACGCUGGCAAGGCCACUGAGAGCAAGGGCAAGGGCCUCUUGGGCUUCCUUUGGGGAGGCAGCAACGCCGGCACGGAGAACAGCACAAGCGCCGCUGCUCAGUCGGUAGGAGACGCUGCAAAGGAUGCGUGGGAAAAGGAAAAACAAAAUCAGCAGAAUGGAGGCAGCUUAGAUCAGCUCGCCCUGGAGACUGGAAGCUCCGCCGCGCCAGAGCCCAAGAAGAAGGGAUGGUGGUGAGCUAAUGGACAGCAGUGAAAAGGAGGGGAGAGAGAAGAAGAGAGAAAAAAAACUAUAUAUCGUGUUAUUUGGAUAUUGGGGGGCGGCAGCCGUGUAUCAUACGACGUGUGGAUGGGCUUGCAUUAGAUGGAGUCGGGAGUCAUUUGUUGUAUGUACUAUAAGGGGACACACCUCCCAACUACUAUGUCUUAUGCAUCUGAAUUUGUUGGGCAUGCAGGACUAACGAAGAGAUGUAUGGGGAUUUAAAAUGGAAAUGGAAAUGGAAAUGCAGCCCCAAGGUUGAACACCGAAAAUUUGAAGAUGGCACCAGUAUUAUAAUAAUGUACUUUUAAUUAUUAGUCGGUC
Trichoderma virens Gv29-8 is the source of this 1131-nucleotide messenger RNA. RefSeq lists its product as uncharacterized. Bases 1 to 786 code for a protein of 261 amino acids. The record is from RefSeq and is a predicted model, not a curated record. NCBI's taxonomy places the organism in Eukaryota, Fungi, Ascomycota, Sordariomycetes, Hypocreales, Hypocreaceae. The transcript is spliced from 2 exons.